AGAAGAAACAUGGUGAAAGGGAUAGGUGUAAGAAAAGUAUGGGUCAAAUGAUUUACGACUCUGGUCAUUUCAUAUGAUUGGUAUGUGUAGACAAUACAACGGGUGGGUCUUCUCUGGGUUGAAUUUAUCAGAGGGAGGAAAGACACAAAAGGAAGAGGGGAGGAAAGAGUCCAAAUAAAGCAGGCUUGAACCAACGGUUGAAUUUGUUUACAAAAUCUUUGAAAUUUCAACGCAGCAAGUUUCCGAGAAAAAAUCAACAGCUCUUGUUCAUUACUACCCACUCACCGUAUGCUUGUUUCUAUUCCAGUUAGAUUCACAAUCUAUCCUCUAAAAUUUUAGCUUAUUCCGAUGGUUAGCAGUAGUAGCAGAAACUCCUCAACUUCACCUACGGUGACAUCAUAUGCCAGAAGAAAUUCUAACUAUGAUGUGUUUGUGAGCUUCCGAGGUGAAGACACUCGCUACAAUUUCACCGAUUUUCUUUUCGACGCCUUUCAAACAAAAGGCAUUUUUGCGUUUAGGGAUGACAAUAAUCUUCCAAAAGGUGAAUCUAUUAGACCCGAGCUCCUUUAUGCAAUCCAACACUCUCAGAUUUAUGUUGUCGUCUUCUCAAGGAACUAUGCUUCCUCAAUUUGGUGCUUGCAAGAACUAGUAAAGAUAUGUGAAUGCGUUCAAAUGUAUGGAAAACAUGUUCUUCCUGUUUUCUAUGAUGUUGAUCCUUCUGACGUCAGACAUCAAAAAGGAAUUUAUGCUGAGGCAUUCGCCAAACAUGAACAAAGAUUCCAACAUGACUCUCAGAUGGUGCCAAGAUGGAGGAAAGCUCUAACACAGGUUGCAAAUCUCGCUGGAUGGGAUCUGCGUCAUAAGCCACAAUCUACAAUCUGCAAAAAGAUUGUUCAAAAGACAAUAAGUAUAUUGGAUUGCAUAUCUUCAUCUAUUUCAAAAGAUUUAGUUGGUAUGGAUUCUCAUAUUCAAGAAUUAGAAAAGCUUUUACUUUUGAAAUCGGUUGAUGAUGUUCGUGUGGUAGGAAUUUGCGGGAAGGGAGGAAUAGGGAAGACAACUCUUGCUACUGUUUUAUAUGAUCAAAUCUCUCAACAAUUUGGUGCAUGUUGUUUUAUUGAUGAUGUAAGCAAAAUAUAUAGACUACAUGGUCCACUCGGUUUACAAAAGGAAAUUCUAGAUCAAACUCUCGGUCAAAAGCAUCAUCAGAUAUGCAAUCAAUACAACGCAGCUAAUCUGAUACGACGUAGGCUAUGUCGUCAAAAGGCCCUUAUGAUUCUUGAUAAUGUUGAUCACAUUGAACAACUGGAAAAAAUAACCGUGCAUCGCGAAUGGUUUAGUGCCGGUAGUAGAAUCAUUAUCAUUUCUAGAGAUGAGCAUAUAUUGAGUCAGUAUGGGGUGGAUGCAGUUUACCAAGUUCCUCUCUUGAGUUGGACUAACUCUCGUAAAUUAUUGUGUCGAAAAGCUUUCAAACCCGAUCACAUUUCAAAUAGUUAUAAAGGAUUGGUUAAUGGCAUACUAAAUUAUGUCAAUGGCCUACCACUAGCAAUUAAAGUACUGGGUUCAUUUUUGUUUGGCCGAGAUAUAUCCGAAUGGAAAAGUACAUUGGCUAGUUUGAGAGAAAAUCCAGACAAAGGUAUCAUGAAUGUGCUGCGAUUAAGUUUUGAUGGGCUAAGGGAGACAGAAAAAGAAAUAUUUCUUCAUAUUGCUUGUUUUUUCGACACGGAUAUGAAGAAAUAUGUUAAAAAUGUUUUAAAUUGUUGUGGAUUUCAUGUUGAUAUUGGAUUAAAGGUUCUCAUUGAAAAAUCCCUCGUAAGCAUUGAAGAUGAAAAGAUUGUAAUGCACGAUUUGUUGGAAGAGCUAGGCAGAAAAAUUGUUGCAGAAAACACAAUCAAAGAGCCCACAAAGUGGAGAAGGUUGUGGUUCGACAAACAAUUGUUGGAUGUUACGUUGGAAAAUAUGGAAAAGAAUGUUGAAGCUAUAGUUUUGGAUCAUUAUCAUGAAGAUUAUAGUCACGUUGAUGAAGAUAUCAAUGCGCCUCAAAUUAUCACUGUGAUUCUGAAAGUUCACAUGCAUUGUGAAGCUUGUUCACAAGAAAUCAAAAAACGGAUCGAGAGAAUCAAAGGAGUGGUAUCAGCAGAACCGGAUCGGAACAAGUCACUAGUGACAGUGAAAGGAGUAUUUGAAAGUGAUAAAUUAGUUGAAUAUGUUUACAAGAGAACCAGAAAACAAGCUGUGAUUGUGAAACAAGAGCCGGAGAAGAAAGAAGAAGCAAAAGAAAUUAAGGAAGAAAAGAAGAAAACUGAGGAGAAGGACAAGAAUGAGAAAGGAAGUGGUGAAGGAGAAAUUAAGGAAGAAAAUAAGAAAACUGAGGAGAAGGACAAGAAUGAGAUAGGAAGUGGUGAAGGAGAGGAAAAGAAAGAAGUUGCAACGGGAGUUGAAAAAAUAGAUGGCGGCCGCGAUGGUGGUGAUGGAGAGGAAAAGAAAGUUGCAUCGGGAGUUGAAAAACCAGAUGGCGGCGGUGGUGGUGAUGGAGAGGAAAAGAAAGAAGUUGCACCGGGAGUUAAAAAAUCAGAUGGCGGCGACGGUGGUGGUGGUGGUGCAGAAGAAACCACGGCGGUGGAAACGAAGAAAAAUGAGUAUUAUUAUAAUCCACCAAGGUAUGGUAUGGAGUUUUAUGCUUAUCCUGCACGAGGGUCACAGAUUUUUAGUGAUGAGAACCCCAAUGCUUGUUCUGUAAUGUAGUAAAAAAAUUAUUCAAGAAUGAUAAGGGUAAGGGUAAUAUUGGAGUUAUGAAAGAUUCUAUGAGUGAAAUGUGAGUGAUAGCCAUAUCCUGGGUAAAAUUACUAAAAUGUGCUGCCCUAUGUACUUUUCCCUGCAAUAGAAAAGUGUAAUCUACGGAUCAACUGUAGAGUUUUGAAAUGCUUA
Molecule: messenger RNA, 2925 nt
Organism: Vicia villosa (hairy vetch)
Lineage: Eukaryota; Viridiplantae; Streptophyta; Magnoliopsida; Fabales; Fabaceae
Product: disease resistance protein RUN1-like
Exons: 5
Coding region: 349-2742 (797 amino acids)
Biological process (GO): signal transduction; defense response
Molecular function (GO): metal ion binding; ADP binding
Source: RefSeq, a predicted model, not a curated record